AUGCCGGGGUUUGAUCCACUCCUGGGGCUGAGUCGGCCCAGCAACGCUGCGUUGUACCGUCGGGAGUGCUUGAGUCAUGAGUGUCCGAAGCAGAUCCAUGAGAUCAAGGACUUCCUCCUCACAGCCAGGAGAAAAGAUGCCAAGUCCGUCAAGAUCAAGAAGAACAAGGACAAUGUGAAGUUCAAGGUGAGGUGCAGCCGGUACCUGUACACCCUGGUCAUCACGGACAAGGAAAAGGCUGACAAACUCAAGCAGUCCCUGCCACCAGGCCUGGCUGUCAAGGAGUUGAAGUGA
Molecule: messenger RNA, 294 nt
Organism: Branchiostoma floridae (Florida lancelet)
Lineage: Eukaryota; Metazoa; Chordata; Leptocardii; Amphioxiformes; Branchiostomatidae
Product: 60S ribosomal protein L38-like
Exons: 5
Coding region: 1-294 (97 amino acids)
Biological process (GO): protein-RNA complex assembly; translation
Cellular component (GO): cytosolic large ribosomal subunit; ribosome
Molecular function (GO): structural constituent of ribosome
Source: RefSeq, a predicted model, not a curated record